This is a messenger RNA of Alosa sapidissima (American shad), 954 nucleotides long. RefSeq names its product parathyroid hormone 2 (gene pth2). The record is from RefSeq and is a predicted model, not a curated record. The transcript has 3 exons. Lineage: Eukaryota; Metazoa; Chordata; Actinopteri; Clupeiformes; Clupeidae. Gene Ontology annotation, cellular component: extracellular region. Bases 255 to 719 code for a protein of 154 amino acids. Gene Ontology annotation, biological process: neuropeptide signaling pathway.
CACCACAACACCAGAUUCAAACUGCAUGUAGCAGAGAGACAGAGUCACUCCAAGGGAGAAGGACAGUUGAGCUCUACAAGUUUGUUUAAGAUCAGUAACUCAGGAAAUUACAAUUGUCUGGAUUCAAAAUUUGAUAACUUACUGUAGGUACCACUCUGCACACAUUUAUGAAAUACCCUUUUAAGGACGUUCCCAACACAUAAUACUUGGUAUCGAUAUACAGCGUUUGGCAAAAGACCGCCGCAACCAUUAAGAUGUGUUAUCUUACUUCACCACGUCUUGCCCUUCUGCUGUUAGUCUUGAUUUCUGUGACCCUAGUGACCUCUGGAUUUCCCCAACACCGACUGAGACCUUUACGAAACCCCUCUCCCAUUGGCCAGGAUGAUUCCAAAGGCGAGCAAUGGGAGAUACACUACCCUUCCAUAUCACUCCGCGACUGGAGUAUUCAGAUGUCAGCUCCAGACUUUGCUUCAGCCAAACCCAAAUCAGAGAUUCUUGGUGGAGAUGAGUGGGUUCCCAUGACCCAAUCACAAAUGGAAGAGGAGCUGUCAAAGGGUUGGCCCAGCGACUGGAUGGCCCAACCAGUGAACGAAGAGAAGAGGAAUAUCGUAGUUGCAGAUGAUGCAGCUUUCCGAGAGAAAAGCAAACUUCUAACUGCAAUGGAGAGACAGAAAUGGCUCAAUUCUUACAUGCAAAAGCUUCUAGUUGUGAAUUCAUAGACUUAUGUUGGGUGCUAGUGUAGGCCAGGUAUUUUUUGAUGAAUUAAAAAUGUUCUGUGAAGCUUUGUUUCGGUCUGUUUUCCCUGAGAUGAGAUGAAUCUUUAUCAAUGCUAUGUUAAACAUCAACAAACACUUGUGACACUUGUAUGAAAUGGUGAUGUAAGCAUAAAAUUGUGUGACUAUGGGAGCCCUCUAGUGUCAGAAAGUAUCAUUUUCGAAUCAUUACUGUAAGAUG